AUGAUUGCAUCUAACCUCUGGACCAGUGUGCUGGCUUUCACAGCCGCUGCCACCGCCUCUGCGAUCGGCAGCAGCGGCAGCAGCAGCAGCAAUUCCAGCUGUCGCUGCUUCCCAGGAGACGCCUGCUGGCCCUCCUCGAGCGAAUGGUCUCAAUUCAACAAGACCAUCGAUGGCAGACUCAUCCAAACCAUCCCCUUGGGCAAGCCGUGCCACGCUCCCAAUUAUGAUGCGUCUGUCUGUGCCGUCCUCAAGGAAGAAUGGACGGAGCCUGAGCUUCACUACACCUCCAGCAGCUCGAUCAUGGCCCCGUGGUUUGCCAACGGAACCUGCGACCCCUUCCACCCGGUCGCCAAGCCCUGCACGAUGGGCAACUACAUCCACUAUGCGGUGAACGUGUCCACGCCCGCCCACAUCUCCGCGACGCUGCAGUUUGCCAACAAGCACAACAUCCGGCUGGUGAUCCGCAACACCGGACACGACUAUAACGGCAAGUCGACGGGCGCGGGCGCCCUUGGCGUCUGGACUCAUAACCUCAAGUCCCGCACGAUGAUCCCCAGCUUCGAAUCGAAGCACUACACUGGGCCGGCGGUGCGGUUGGGCGCAGGCGUGCAGGGCUUCGAGGCGUACGAGUUCGCCGACGCGCACGGGUACCAAGUGGUCGGCGGCGAGUGCUCGUCCGUGGGCAUCGCCGGCGGAUACUCGCAGGGCGGCGGCCACUCGGCGCUGUCGUCGCGCUACGGGCUGGCGGCCGACCAGGUGCUAGCGUGGGAGGUUGUGACGGGCGCCGGCGAGUUCGUGACGGCUACGCGCGACAAUGAGUACAAGGACCUGUACUGGGCGCUCAGCGGCGGUGGCGGCGGCACGUAUGGCGUGGUCGUGGCCAUGACCUCCAAGCUGCACGCUUCGACCCCGACCUCCGGGCUGAACCUGACCUUCACCAACGAAGGCAUCAGCCAGGAUACCUUCUUCGAGGCGGUGACGCUCUACCACACCCUCUUGCCCAGUCUCGUCGACGCCGGCGUCAUGAGCGUCUGGUACUUCACCAACACCACCUUCGCCAUCUCGCCAUUGACGGGUCCCGGUGUCCCGGUCGAGACUCUGCGCUCCCUUGUCAAGCCGUUCGAGGCUGGACUGGCCAAGCUGGGCAUCACGUACACGCUCGCGGCCAAGGAGUUCGACACCUACCUGGAGCAGUUCAACACCAUGGAGGCGGAGAUCGCCGUCGGCAAGGCCCAGUACGGCGGGUGGUUGGUCCCGCGUCAGGUCGUGACCCAGAACACGACUGCGCUCACCGCGGCGUACCGCCAGAUCGUCGAGGACGGAGCCACCUUCAUCGGCGUGGGCCUGAACGUCAAUCGGUCUGUGGCGGGCGACGUCGAUAACGCGGUGUUGCCCGCGUGGCGCGAGGCGCUCAUCGACACCACCCUGACGACGCCGUGGGAGUGGGAUGCCCGCGAGCAGAUGAUCGAGGAGCAGCGCAAGAUGACCGACGAAUACUUGCCCUUGCUGGAGGAUUUGUCCCCCCAGUCCGGGGCCUACAUGAAUGAGGGCAAUUUCCGGCAGCCCAGCUGGAAGAAGGCGUUCUAUGGCGUUAACUAUGAUCGCUUGUUGCAGGUCAAGAACAAAUAUGACCCCUACGGGUUGUUCUACGCUAGCGCGGCGGUCGGGUCUGAUGUCUGGACCGAGCACCAGGAUGGACGCUUGUGUCGGGCGUAG
Molecule: messenger RNA, 1716 nt
Organism: Aspergillus homomorphus CBS 101889
Lineage: Eukaryota; Fungi; Ascomycota; Eurotiomycetes; Eurotiales; Aspergillaceae
Product: FAD-dependent oxidoreductase
Exons: 2
Coding region: 1-1716 (571 amino acids)
Molecular function (GO): oxidoreductase activity; FAD binding
Source: RefSeq, a predicted model, not a curated record